AUGGCUGUGAAUCCAAGCGACAGGGAAAGGGCAGACGGAGCCGAGUUUGCUUUACAUAAGGCUAUAGAAAUGGCUGUGAAUCCAAGCGACAGGGAAACGGCAGACGGAGCCGAGUUUGCUUUACAUAAGGCUAUAGAAAUGGCUGUGAAUCCAAGUGACAGGGAAAGGGCAGACGGAGCCGAGUUUGCUUUACAUAAGGCUAUAGAGAUGGCUGUGAAUCCAAGCGACAGGGAAAGGGCAGACGGAGCCGAGUUUGCUUUACAUAAGGCUAUAGAGAUGGCUGUGAAUCCAAGCGACAGGGAAAGGGCAGACGGAGCCGAGUUUGCUUUACAUAAGGCUAUAGAGAUGGCUGUGAAUCCAAGCGACAGGGAAAGGGCAGACGGAGCCGAGUUUGCUUUACAUAAGGCUAUAGAGAUGGCUGUGAAUCCAAGCGACAGGGAAAGGGCAGACGGAGCCGAGUUUGCUUUACAUAAGGCUAUAGAAAUGGCUGUGAAUCCAAGCGACAGGGAAAGGGCAGACGGAGCCGAGUUUGCUUUACAUAAGGCUAUAGAGAUGGCUGUGAAUCCAAGCGACAGGGAAAGGGCAGACCGAGCCGAGUUUGCUUUACAUAAGGCUAUAGAGAUGGCUGUGAAUAAAAGCGACAGGGAAAUGGCAGACGGAGCCGAGUUUGCUUUACAUAAGGCUAUAGAAAUGGCUGUGAAUCCAAGCGACAGGGAAAGGGCAGACGGAGCCGAGUUUGCUUUACAUAAGGCUAUAGAGAUGGCUGUGAAUCCAAGCGACAGGGAAAGGGCAGACGGAGCCGAGUUUGCUUUACAUAAGGCUAUAGAAAUGGCUGUGAAUCCAAGCGACAGGGAAGGGCAGACGGAGCCGAGUUUGCUUUACAUAAGGCUAUAG
Schistocerca gregaria is the source of this 894-nucleotide messenger RNA. RefSeq lists its product as uncharacterized. NCBI's taxonomy places the organism in Eukaryota, Metazoa, Arthropoda, Insecta, Orthoptera, Acrididae. The transcript has a single exon. Bases 1 to 894 code for a protein of 297 amino acids. The record is from RefSeq and is a predicted model, not a curated record.